Molecule: messenger RNA, 978 nt
Organism: Solanum verrucosum
Lineage: Eukaryota; Viridiplantae; Streptophyta; Magnoliopsida; Solanales; Solanaceae
Product: peroxidase 24-like
Exons: 4
Coding region: 1-978 (325 amino acids)
Biological process (GO): response to oxidative stress; hydrogen peroxide catabolic process
Cellular component (GO): plant-type cell wall; plasmodesma
Molecular function (GO): peroxidase activity; heme binding
Source: RefSeq, a predicted model, not a curated record
AUGAGAACUCAAUUAGUACUAAGUUGUCUUGUUUUUGUGUGUAUUGUUCUUUGUGAAGUUGUUGCGGGUGCAGGGAAUGUACUCCGCAACAACUUCUAUAAGAGCACUCGUUGUCCAAAUGCUGAACAACUUAUUAGAGAUAUUACUUGGAGCAAAGCUAAAAAUGAUGUUACAUUGGGUGCUAGAUUGCUUCGACUACACUACCAUGAUUGUUUCCUUAGGGGGUGUGAUGCAUCAGUAUUGCUGGAUACAGAGGGAACAGAACAAUCAGAGAAGGAGGCUGGACCAAAUCUCUCUUUGGGUGGUUUCAAUGUAAUUGAUGAUAUCAAGAGACAAGUUGAGGCUAAAUGUCCUGGCAUUGUUUCUUGUGCUGACAUUUUAGCCUUAUCUGCUCGUGAUGCUGUUUCUUUCCCUUUUAAAACUUUAAUGUGGGAAGUGGAGACCGGAAGAAAAGAUGGAAAUGUUUCCCUUGCAAGUGAAGUGAGCUCAAACUUACCUUUACCAGAUUCAAAUAUUUCAACUCUUCAGCAACUCUUUGCAAAGAAAGGCCUAAAUGUCGAUGAUCUCGUUGCAUUAUCAGGUGCUCAUACAAUCGGUUUUGCUCAUUGUGGAGCAUUCUCAAAAAGACUCUUCAAUUUCACUGGCAAAGGUGACAUGGAUCCAUCUCUCAAUGCUACAUAUGCUGAAUCUUUGAAGAAAUCAUGCACCAAUCUAGCCAAUAUAGUGGAAAUGGACCCUAUGAGCUCAACUUCAUUUGAUAGCAAUUAUUUCAACAUUCUUAUUAAUCAGAAUAAAGGAUUGUUCCAAUCAGAUGCAGCACUUCUCAAAGACACAAACUCAGUUAAUGUUGUCAAGAAAUUGCAAAACGAUAAGGCUUUCUUCGUUGAGUUUGGGAAAUCCAUGAAGAAAAUGGGAACCAUUGAAGUUCUUACUGGAAAUGCUGGACAAAUCAGGAAGAAUUGUCGCGUCAAAAACUAA